Messenger RNA from Nezara viridula (southern green stink bug), 555 nucleotides. NCBI's taxonomy places the organism in Eukaryota, Metazoa, Arthropoda, Insecta, Hemiptera, Pentatomidae. The record is from the annotation of a GenBank genome assembly.
AUGGGCUUCCAAGAUGCGAUUGGAGACUCCGAUGUCAUCGACGGUCUGAGUAUCAGGUUUCUCAAACUGAUAGGGUUAUGGAAUGCCAUCAACAGUUAUAGGACCACAGGGAAGAGAGCCUCAGUUCCCAAAAUCCAUUUAAUAGGGUACACUGAUGAACUCAGGAGUGUUUACAACCCAAUGGUAACAACAACUCUUGGACUUGGUAUCAUUGUUUUGAUAUUUGCUGCUGUAUUGAUCUCACUUGGGAGCGAUCCCAGUGUCUUAUUUCAAAUUGCCCAGGUGUUUUCGUUUGUAUUUAUUGAAGUGUCUUUGUUCUGCUUGGGAUCUUCACUAAUUGAGACAGCGAGCUCAGAGCUAGACUUCGCCAUUUACAGCAGCGAGUGGUAUAAGGCUGAUGUGGAGUUCAGGAAGGCGGCCCAGAUGUUGAUGGUACGAACAAGAAGAAAUGCUAACCUCACUGCUCUAGGGAUGUACUCAGUAAACUUGGAAACAUUGGAAGCAAUUUUGCAAUUCACCUACUCUGCCACUGCUUUGACUCUUGGCAAUAUUUAA